CGCAGCAGCCAAUGAGCGCGCUGUGUGCGCCAAGUAGAGGCAGAGAAUGGUGUGUGCAGACGCACAGUGCGCUCUGAGGAGGAGGAAAACACUCCACUUCUCUCCGCUGCCAAGCGCCUCUUCACAACACGGGAGCAAACACGCACCGGACUGGAUGUUUUGGACGGAGGGAAGAAGGAAAAUAACCCACUCAGAAGGAUUUUAAAUAAUUUUGUGGCCCUUUUAUUCCAGGGUUCCUGUUUUAUCGUCGAGUGGCGUCUUGGCCUGGCAUGCGUCCUGUCCGCCUCAAUGUUAUUAAACACUUGAGCGUCACGUUUAUGGAGCUUUCAGCGGGGAUGUAGCAGAGGACAAACCCACUUCAACAAGCUUAACACUUUUCAUUCAACAGGAAUAGAGUGACACUGAUAGAAGGUAAAUUACAUUUUGAAAGACUGCUGCUGGUUUAUGGAAACUGAAACACUUCUCUGAAAGACGACUGCCUGUUUUAACAUUGAUGGUGGGUUGCCUUAUGAUGACCCCCGUCUGGAGGUCAUAGCUGACGCUUCUCACUUCCCACCUCAUCACUGCCCCUCACCCCAAUGAUGACUAUGAGCUCUAUAUCGGACACUUUAGUCCCGCCUGAUCCGUCCAAAUCGGCGUUUUUGGAGUUCGGCGGCCACGGUUACCCCGGACACCAGCAGUCCUCCCCCGGCCUGUCCCACAACCAUUACCCGGUUCACGGUCUGCACGCCGUCGGGCCCUCACAGCACGACGGGCCCUUCUCCUCCGGUGCGUCCUCAUACGGUCGCCCGCUGGGAUACCCGCCCUAUCACAGCCCCGUGAGCGCGCACCACCCCGGGGCCUACCUGCCCUAUCAGCACGGGGGUCACGGCGGCGCGCUGGGACACACCAGACUGGAGGAUGCGGAACACGAGAAGCCCACGGAGGUGAUACACAACGGGGAGGUGAGGCUGAACGGAAAGGGGAAGAAGAUCAGGAAGCCUCGGACCAUUUACUCCAGCCUGCAGCUCCAGGCGCUCAACCAGCGCUUCCAGCAAACCCAGUACCUCGCCUUGCCCGAGAGGGCCGACCUGGCAGCCAAACUGGGCCUGACGCAGACCCAGGUGAAAAUAUGGUUCCAAAACAAGCGAUCCAAAUACAAGAAGAUCAUGAAGAACGGGCCAUGCGGACCUGAGGGAGACCACCUCGCCCCCCCACCGCCAUCCUCCUCUUCUCCGUGUUCCCUUUGGGACAUUAGCAUGGCCGCCAAAGGCGCGCCGGUGCACUCUGGAGGAUACAUGAACAAUUUCGCUCACUGGUACCCCGGACACCAGCAGGACUCCAUGCCGAGGACUCAGAUGAUGUGACAGACAGGAGGACACAACACUUCCAGGACAAACUAUGGAUUUAUACCAGCAAGCUGACUGGAGGUGUUAGGGGCAUGGACAUUGUUAAGAGCUUGAGCCACUCUGGAGGCAAAAAUAAUAUAACUGGCAGAGAUUAAGUACAGUAGAUAUUGAGGCUAUGUGAUAAAAUAGGUCAUCAGGACUAUGAAGGUCAAGAACCAUUGAACCAUUGCAACAGCAUUAUAAAUACCAUUAUAAAUAAUAGCAUUAUAGAGCAGUAAUAGUAAGACUGCAAAUGAACUUCCAACUAGCUGUCUGCUUAUGUUUGCCACAAAUCUUGCAAGUAAUGUACUGUAUGCAAAAAGAUGUCUGGCACAUUGUGAUUAGACAUCAACCAAAUGGCUCAGAUCUCAGUGAAUGAUUAGCGAGAUAUGGAUAGCGCUAAAUAUGACAGUGGCUCAACUCUGAGGAUUGAAUGUUCAAAUCUGAAUUCUGAACUGAGUGUGUGGUGCCACACAAAGCCUAGCACUUGGCAGCAAAGUAAAAUAUAAUAUGACCUAGUAACAAAAGUUUGCAUAGUUAGCAUAGCAGACAUUCAAAUUAGCUAAGCUAGUCUACAGACGUGUAAGGUUAGUUAACCAGCAUGUUUUGCUGUGUCCUUCCACAAAGGAAGGACACAAAUUGCUGUUCAAUUUGCCAGUUAGCUAAUUUAAAAUUGCUUAUAUUUGACUCCAACUAUGAAGAAAAGAGUUAAUGUAUGUUUAAAGAGAGACUGCACUACUUUUGCUUAACAAAAGCCUUGGUCACAAGUCAUAAUUACAGGAUAAUGAGAAAUACAAAAAUGUAGCUUUACAACAGUAGAUUAGAGUAUUAAAGACAACAAACAGACUCAGUAAUGUCCUUUACACUGCAAGAUCUACUGAGUUUGUUUGCAUUAGCUAACAUUUUCCACCAUAAGCCAUUGGUCAUCCCUGACUACGUAGCAACCUCCCCUGAGCGUACUGAAUGGAGCAAGGGUUUGUUUCUUCCUACAAAAGUGAACACAGAACACAAAAGUGAUCACUUUAAUACAGCCAGUCAAGUUAUUACUGCCUCCAGAGGAGCUCUGCUUGCCAAGACAUUUAGAUAAAGCUACAACGAAAGCUACAACUCAAAACUAAUGCCGGUGCUGCAUCUUUGUUUCUGGACAUUUCAGGUUUUUUUCUGUCUUCUGUCAGUGGGUCAAGGUAGGGCAGUUUUUUUUUUUAAAAGGGUUCUUCAGGGCUUCUUCAUAGUUGUUCAUUAUGGAACUCAAAAACAGAUCAAAUUAAAGAAAAUAUUCUUUUCAUUCUGACCAUUGUGUGUAUUUUAUAAUUUCUGACAGGGUGUAACACUAUAAAGGUUCUGUGUAGCAUAUAGACCUUUAAAGAGUCAUUUUGAAAAGCUGUACCAACAGGGGCUCUGAUGUGAACAAGCAGCCAUUUAAUUUUAUGGUCCCCUUUUUUAAGAGUAUUUGGGUAAUAGGCACUGAAUGGACACUGCUUCUUCAUUGUAUGUGUUACAAUUUCAUAUAUAUUUUUUCAUUAUAAUAAAAAACCUAGUUAAAAGAUCAAUCCAGAAAAUGUAUUUGAAAGCCAUGUAUAAAACUACUUACACCAGG
Micropterus salmoides (largemouth bass) is the source of this 2964-nucleotide messenger RNA. Its product is annotated as homeobox protein Dlx4a-like. Gene Ontology annotation, biological process: negative regulation of transcription by RNA polymerase II; embryo development; cell differentiation. The coding region runs from base 579 to 1346 and encodes 255 amino acids. The record is from RefSeq and is a predicted model, not a curated record. Lineage: Eukaryota; Metazoa; Chordata; Actinopteri; Centrarchiformes; Centrarchidae. The transcript has 3 exons. Gene Ontology annotation, molecular function: DNA-binding transcription factor activity, RNA polymerase II-specific; RNA polymerase II cis-regulatory region sequence-specific DNA binding.